AUGUCCAGCAGUAACCGGGAGUUAGUGAUUGACUUUGUUUCCUACAAGCUCUUGCAGAAGGGACACAGCUGGAGUCAGCUGGAGGAGGAGGAUGAGAACAGGACUGACUUUGCAGCGGAGGAGGCCGAGAUGGAUGGUGUCCUCAACGGGAGCCCCUCCUGGCAUCCACCCGCCAGCCACGUAGUGAACGGAGCCACUGUCCACCGGAGCAGCCUCGAAGUCCAUGAAAUCGUUCGAGCGGCCGAUGUGAGGCAUGCGCUGAGAGAGGCGGGGGGUGGGUUUGGGUUGAGGUACCGGCGGGCUUUCAGUGACCUCACUUCCCAGCUCCACAUCACCCCCGGCACAGCGUAUCAGAGCUUUGAGCAGGUAGUGAAUGAACUCUUCCGUGAUGGAGUGAACUGGGGUCGCAUCGUGGCUUUCUUCUCCUUCGGAGGAGCCUUGUGCGUGGAGAGCGUUGACAAGGAGAUGCGGGUAUUGGUGGGACGCAUUGUAUCUUGGAUGACCAUGUACUUGACCGACCACCUAGAUCCCUGGAUCCAGGAGAAUGGCGGAUGGGAGCGCUUUGUGGACCUCUACGGGAACAACGCUGCUGCCGAGGUGAGGAAGGGCCAGGAGACCUUCAACAAAUGGCUCCUGACCGGGGCGACGGUGGCAGGAGUGCUUCUGCUGGGAUCCCUGCUGAGCCGCAAGUGACCCACCGCCGAGUCCCCUCGUCACCAGGACGGCUGCGCCUUCACCGCCACAUCCACUACACUCCGCUCCCGAGCACCCUCACCGGCGCGGGGGGGCAGCCCCUCCGCCUCCCGGGCGAGCGCCCCGCUCCGCGGAGCUUUCUCCCUUGUGCCGCCAGCUCCUUUUAUCGUAGUCCUUCUUAUUUACUGUUCCGUUGUGUUUUAAAGGCGCUGAGACCAAUGCAGCACUUCAGCCAACAGCUCCCAGCGCUGGGGAGAUCCAGGCAGCCGGGGGGAGCGCUGGCUAGAAGGUGUCCCAGCCCUGCAGGGUCCUCUAGAUCACUUUGAAGAGAAUAAACAGACUUAUUUUUGCA
Molecule: messenger RNA, 1045 nt
Organism: Egretta garzetta (little egret)
Lineage: Eukaryota; Metazoa; Chordata; Aves; Pelecaniformes; Ardeidae
Gene: BCL2L1
Product: BCL2 like 1
Exons: 2
Coding region: 1-693 (230 amino acids)
Biological process (GO): extrinsic apoptotic signaling pathway in absence of ligand; intrinsic apoptotic signaling pathway in response to DNA damage; negative regulation of intrinsic apoptotic signaling pathway
Cellular component (GO): mitochondrial outer membrane
Molecular function (GO): protein heterodimerization activity; protein homodimerization activity
Source: RefSeq, a predicted model, not a curated record